AUGGCUAGCAAUAGUGCGAUGACAGGAGAAGUGAGUGAGAUCGAAGUUGAUGUUGGGGUAGCAUUGAAGAAGCAGGAGAGUGUGAUUGAUGCGCUUUCGAAAAAAGUAGUGCAGAUGGAAUCUGUGUUACCUGGUGCUGAUGAAGUUGUGCAGAAAAGUAUCGAGUCAGUAGUUUCGAGUUUGAAGAACUUGUCGCACAACCAACAAGUUUUGGAGGCCAAGUUCGAGGACCUUUUAAAGAAUCAGGCUAAUUCUGAUGCAGCUAUCAAUGAUUUGAGUGCUGAAGUCAGUAAGAUCAGCAAAAUAGUUGCUGAGCAACAGCAGUUGUUGCAAAAUGGGAUUAAUUUGGAUUCUUCAGCUGGAGGUGCAGGUACAUUAUCGUUGUCGUCGUCUGGUGGAUACGGCAACAUCUCCCCUCCACAUAGAGGGCCUGGUAGACCACCAAAGAAGGCGAGCUCCAUUCUGGCUAAUGGUGAGAGGCGUGCAAAACUACCGUUUCCCACGGAUCAUAUUUCAAAGUCGAAAAGGUUUUUCGUUGAUCCAGAUAAGGAAAAGUCAUCUCACGUGGAAGAUCCAUUCGAUCAUGGUGAAACGUCUAAUACUACACCGCAGGAACCAAAAAAGAGAAGGGGUAGACCUUCUAAAAAGGCAUCGACAUGGGACGCGCAAAACGCGUCUUCUUCCUCUGUUUCUAAAAGGGGUCACAAGGAAAGUACACCUUCUGAAAGUUCAAGCGCACAUGCCCCAAAAUAUACUACGUCUAGACGUAAGUCCCAAAGGAUAAAACCUGGAUCCACACAACAGUACGAUGAGCAAUCAGAUCUCUCGUCUUCGUUUUCGGGUGCUUCCGAUAAUGAAACGCAGGACGAUGACAAUGGAACGGCGGCAGCUGACGACUCAGAAGAAGCCGCUGCAAGAAAACAGAAGGAACUUGAAAGAAGAAGGGAUGAAAGGGAAAGAAUGCUUGUCACGAUGAAGUAUAGCGAUCGUAAUGUGACAAGAAAUUUCAUGGAAUUGAACAAAGAUCUUUUCAUGGCAAUGAAGCAAGAAGAGAGAAAAAAGAGAAUGACUGCCAUUCAGUUCGAUAAUGGUGUACCUUUAGGCAAAUAUCAGCUUUCAAACAAGCCCAUUGAACCUUUAGCAGUCUCGAAGAUUCCAUUCUCUCUGUCUCAAUCUUCUGAACUUCAGUCACCACUGCCAAAAAUGCCAGAAUCCGCACAAUCUACCACAGCAAACUCUGGCAUUUCUGAUGACCAUAUUUCCAAUCAACCUGACAGUGCUGGAUCAAAUACUAACACCGGCAGUUCUACACAAGAUAAUGUUAGUAGAGGCAAUAACGAAGGUGACGGUAAUCAUACACAGCAAUCCAAUUCGCCCAGUAUUGCAGGUUCUAGAGGUUACUCUAGUGAAGCUCCAAAAAGAAGUUCCUCUACGUUUGAUGAACAAUCUAAAACCUCUAAAGACUUGGAAGGUCCCCGUAAGGUGAAAAUAUUAUCUAUUUUAAACAAUGAGGGGUCCCCUGAAGUUAAAAAGGAAUUAGACAGUAAUGCCCCUCAAGGUGGUGAAAUAGAUGCCAAUAAUAGUUCACCAGCAUCUGCAGACUCCUCUGGAAUUUUUGCAGGGAACUUAAGUAUUUCUUAUCUCAAUAAUAAUGAACCACCUAGAAAAAAGAGACUGUUGAGCGUUAACGACCGUCGCAAGAUGAGCAAAAUGAUUCCGAUGCUUCCUGAAAAGAAAGAUAAAAGAGGAAGACCAAGUUCAAAUAAUCAAUCUCAAGAAAAUGCAGCAUCACUAUUGAUGUCAUCUCCUGUAGAACUAUAUUGUCGUGAGGGAUUCUUUUAUAGAAAGGGAUCUACUGUGCCAAUUACAGCUGGAGAAUAUUUGGAUUUGAAGUUCAGACACAAGGAAGAAGAAUUGAUCAAGCUAACAAUGCACGAAGAAGAUUACGCAGAACUAACCAGACAGGAUCGAAUCAAUGCAUAUUUCCUCAAACCUGAUGUGGAAAUAGAAUCAUCUAUGGCAUGCCAAGUAUUAUCCAAUGUCAUUUUGACUGAAAGGUAUGUUAAUUCUUUAGAGUACUUUUUGAUGGAAUUCCGCUGGGAAAAUAGAUUAGUUAGUUUGGGCUUGAAGCUCAGAGAAUCGAAGAGGACAUGGCAGAGACGGAAGGCAUUAUUUGCGCUCUUUGAGUUCUGGAGAGAUAAAUCGAAGGACAAGAGAGGAUUCAAAAACUACACAUUAUUACAUGCCAUCAAAGAGAUGGAAAAUUACAGAGUCUUUAUCAACAGGUCAGUGUCAUGGUUCUACAAUCAUAUUACCCUACUAAAAAUGAUUCUAUUUGACCUAUGUGAUAACACAAGUACCCACUGGAGAGAAUGGAUGUUCGCUAGGGGAUCGGAACUUCCAAUUGUUGGUGAAAAUGGCGUUACUGUUACAACCAUUAAUAGAGAAAUAGACAAUAUGUUGGUUCUCGACUUCCUAGAAGAUGGUUCAAGAAAUAGUCACAAGAAGUCAAGUAACAUUCCUUACAAAGAAAAUAGUGAGGGUCCACCUGAAGAAUCUGUAGAAGCAGAAGAAAAGAAAGAACCCGUAGUGUAUGUGCAAACUAUGGGGGGUUCCCAAAGAGACACCGCCACAGAAGAAGUAGAGAAUUCUAAACAGAGUACAGAGGGUCCAGAUGAAUCCGAAGAACCCCAAGCUCAGAGUACUAAUGUUGAAGAGCAACAGACAGAGAAAGAAAAGCAAGUUGAUAGCGCAGCCAAUGACACUGUGACUACUACCCCAGCGGAAAAUAAUGAAUUAAAGGAACCUUCUCAACAAGAACCAUUGCCUGAAGAACAUUCAUAA
Messenger RNA from Kluyveromyces marxianus DMKU3-1042, 2844 nucleotides. It is a transcript of the gene SUM1, whose product is annotated as Sum1p. The transcript has a single exon. The record is from RefSeq and is a predicted model, not a curated record. Bases 1 to 2844 code for a protein of 947 amino acids. Lineage: Eukaryota; Fungi; Ascomycota; Saccharomycetes; Saccharomycetales; Saccharomycetaceae. Gene Ontology annotation, molecular function: DNA binding.